ACACUUUCUCUUCUCUUUUCCCACUAUUGUUCUGUUACUGUUUUUGCAGCAGCACUUCAAUUCAAUUCAAUUAACGAACUGCAGCACUUACUUCUUCGCUUUUGCCUUUUUUUCUUCAACUGCUCUGUAACCGAAAACCACCCUUUGCCAGUUUUGAAUCUUUUGUUUCUGGUUUUGGUUACAGUUUUUCCGAGCCUUGCUAUUCAUUAUUGUCCUUCGAAUCGGAUUGAUUUGGACACUGCAUUGCAUGUAAAUCAGGAAAUCAUGACUACAUCUACUCGUGACAUCUCAGAUAAUGAAGCUGAUGAGCAGCAGCAGUCGGAACCACAAAUGCAGCAUUUAUCUGCAAAUGGAAUUUCUCAUGCAGGUAUUGGUACUCAGAAUGUUCAGUAUGCAACACCUCCGCAGCUUGGAACUGGGCAUGCUGUGGUACCACCCACUUACCCAUAUCCAGAUCCAUACUACAGAAGUAUCUUUGCUCCCUAUGAUGCACAAACUUAUCCCCCACAACCUUAUGGUGGAAACCCAAUGGUCCACCUUCAGUUAAUGGGAAUUCAACAAGCAGGUGUUCCUUUGCCAACUGAUACAGUUGAGGAGCCUGUGUUUGUCAAUGCAAAACAGUAUCAUGGUAUAUUAAGACGCAGGCAGUCCCGUGCUAAAGCUGAAUCAGAAAAAAAAGCUGCAAGGAAUCGAAAGCCAUACUUGCAUGAAUCUCGACAUUUGCAUGCACUAAGAAGAGCAAGAGGAUGUGGAGGUCGGUUUUUGAAUUCAAAGAAAGAUGAGAAUCAACAGGAUGAGGUAGCAUCAACUGACGAAUCACAGUCCAAUAUCAAUCUCAAUUCUGAUAAAAAUGAGCUUGCACCAUCAGAUAGAACAUCCUAAAACUAUAGAAAUGGUGAUGCUGUAGAUUGCAGGGAUCUGUUGUGUAUAUCUAUAUUGGGAGUCGAAUCUCCAACCAACAGCAUCCUCGUUCGGUCAGUACGUCAUAGGUAAAAAUAGAUUUUGUGUAAUAGGUAUGUUAGGAUGUUGCAAAAUAAAACAAGUUAAAUGUAGAUUGAAGUGAUAUAACUAAAUCUAUCCCCGUUAGGGUCCUUUCUAGCCUUUGUAUAUGAGAUUUUUAUUGUGUGGGCUUUUCUUAGUUUAUUUGGUGCCUCGGAGUCGGAGGGAAAGAAAAUUUGGUUGGAUUAUAUUUAUUUAGCUUGUGAGAAUUAACUGUUGUAGCUCUCUUUUGAUUUGUUGUUAUAAACGAGGAUGAUAAGUUUAAAGAAGGAUUGGUUAAAUUUCGCACAGUUGCAGAUAGAAGGAAGAGGUUCACGGAAGA
This is a messenger RNA of Glycine soja, 1321 nucleotides long. Its product is annotated as nuclear transcription factor Y subunit A-7-like. Gene Ontology annotation, cellular component: CCAAT-binding factor complex. The coding region runs from base 265 to 882 and encodes 205 amino acids. Gene Ontology annotation, biological process: regulation of transcription by RNA polymerase II. Lineage: Eukaryota; Viridiplantae; Streptophyta; Magnoliopsida; Fabales; Fabaceae. The record is from RefSeq and is a predicted model, not a curated record. The transcript is spliced from 6 exons. Gene Ontology annotation, molecular function: RNA polymerase II cis-regulatory region sequence-specific DNA binding; DNA-binding transcription factor activity, RNA polymerase II-specific.